UAUGAAAAAAGAUGAAGUAGUGCAAUAAUCACUUAGAUUCACCUAUUUCUUAAUAGGCACAAUAGCUUUUUCAUAAGGUAAUAAAAAUAUGAAAUUAAUAGGAAUUAUGGGUUUAUCUGAUCUAGCAAUAAGCUACAUGCAAAAAGAUGAUUAUCAAUAAGAUCCUGCAUAAACCUAAUUCUUUUCAACCAUUAUCAGUUUACCAUGGAUAGUCAAACCAUUUUGGGGUAUAUUGACUGAUACUGUGCCUCUAUUUGGAUAUAGAAGAAAAUCAUAUUUAAUUUUAUUUGGGGUACUUGGAUUUAUGUGUUGGAAUUUAUUAUCUGACUAUGGAGUAGAAAAUAGAGAAGUUGGAUUAAUUUUAUUGACAGUGAUUAACAUAUGUGUUGCAUUUUGUAAUGUAAUAGGUGAAGCAUUGUUGGUUGAAUAUUCUGGACAUUCAGAUGAUGACACUAAUUAAAAUGAUAAAGCAAGUUAAAAUGUUACAUUUUUCUUUGGAAUGAGAUCUGCAGGAUCAUUAGUAACUGCAUAUUCUUCUGGUAAACUUUUAUAAGUAUUGGACAAACGUGAUAUUUUUAAAAUAACUUCAAUUUUUCCUUUGAUUUUAGCAUGUAUUGCAAUAUUUGUCAAAGAAAAGAAACAUUCAAAUAAUGAACCUGAAAAAUAAAAAAUUAAAACUAUUGAAUCACUUAAACUAUUUACUAAAUUUGUGUCUUAACCAGUUAUUUAUAGGUAAUUAUUAAAAAUAAAAUUAGACCGAUAUUGCUAAUCAUGGUAUUCAUGUCAUCUCCAUCAAUUUCAACAGCUAUGUUUUAUUUUUAUACAAAUGUCUUAUAAUUUGGCCCAGAUUUCAUUGGUGAAUUACGACUAUCUUAUUCUAUCUGUUCUAUUUUAAGUGCUUACUUAUUUAAUCGAUUUUUAAGGCAUGUCAAAUUUACGAAGGUUUUUGGAUAUAGUACUUUUGUGUACUGCUUAGUUUCUUGCUAAACAACUUUGCUAGUCACAAGAAAAAAUGUUAAACUUGGAAUUCCUGAUAGAUUAUUUUGCUUUGGAGAUGGAGUAUUAAACUAAGUCAUAGGAGAAUUAAACACUAUGCCAGUUUUAGUAUUAGCUUGUAAAAUGUGUCCUAAAAAUAUUGAAGGCACAAUGUAUGCUCUAUUAAUGUCAGCUAUUAAUUUUGGAGGAAUGGUUUCUUAAGAAUUAGGAGCAUUAUUAACAUAUUAUGCUGGUGUAACAGACGAUAACUUUGAUAAUUUGGCAAAAUUAAUAGUUAUAUGCUCCCUUUGUACAAUGCUUCCACUGCCAUUUUUAGGAAUAAUUAAUGAAGAUUAAAUGGCAAAAGCUAGAGAAAAACAUUAAUAUGAAUCUGUACCAAAAAUAGAAGAAGAAGAAGAAGAAGUAAAUUUUGAAUAAGAGGUUGAGGAGAUAAAUGAUACUAAAGGUGUUAAUUAACAAAAUGAAUAGUUAUUAAUUUGA
Molecule: messenger RNA, 1476 nt
Organism: Paramecium pentaurelia
Lineage: Eukaryota; Ciliophora; Oligohymenophorea; Peniculida; Parameciidae
Source: the annotation of a GenBank genome assembly